GCUCUCGCUCGCUGCUGCCUCGGGCCCGGCCUCGCGCUGCUCGCCGUUACCCUGGUUACUCGGCCCGGCCCGGCCCGCCGCCCGCAGGAAUCGGAUGACAGAGGAGAAGAAGCUGUUCCUGAAUCGCUGUGUGUGUGCCUUCUUGCUUCUGUACCUCCUACCUGAUGGUGACAGUGAGAAAAGGACAUGCCCUGGGUGCUGGAGGUCCUAACUAAUGGACGCUACCUUUCUGAGACACCACUCCUUGAGGAUGUCCUGGGUACUUUAUAGAAUAACAUUAUUCUCCAAUGGAUGUCUCUGAUAGCCCUGAUCGUGACCCACGUUCCCCAGAGGACCAGCUCUCUGAUGAUGAUGACGAUGACUUAUUGCUUGAAGGGGGUCAUGAAAAUGAUGAAGAGGACGAUAUAGACAAACAUUCAGACAAUGAGGGAGAAGGCGUAGAUUCUGAAGACAAUGACCAUUGCAGUGAUGCAGAGGUUCAUAGUUUUGGUGAACCUGACAAUGAUGGGGAAACUCACGAAUCAGAGGUGGAGGAAGAGGAGGAAAAGUUGAGGGAGGAAGGUGAUUACAGUGAAGAAAGUGGAAAUGAGGAGCGACCUAAUGUAGAAUCUGACCGAGAUAAUAUUGUGAGUCCAAAAAGAACUUGUAGUGCUGAGCAAGCUGAAAAAGGUACCACUGAGAAACAAGAUUUGCAAGUCGAUGAGGAAGCCGCAAACGAUUUUAAGGACGAAGCGUCUUCUGUCAUCAGGGACCUGGAUGAGCAUGAGCUGGACUAUGAUGAGGAGGUUCCUGAAGAACAGCCAGGGGCUGUAACAGAAGACAGUGAGAAACAAAGCACUGAGGAGAAAAGCAGUGACUCACCAAAGGAGGGAGAGAAUGAAAAGAGUCAGCCUGAGGAGAGGAAGUCUGAAAGAGACAGAAAAGAUGCAUUUCGUGAGAGGAAAAAGGAUGAAGAUGAUGGGGAGCUAGAUGAAGGAGAAGUUGAGGAUGAUGACCUGGAGGAAGGUGAAGUGAAAGAUCCCAAUGAGAGGAAAGUCCGGCCAAAGCCCAUCUGCAGAUUCUUCAUUAAAGGUAACUGCACUUGGGGAAAUAAUUGUCGGUUUAUCCAUCCGGGAAUUAAUGACAAAGGAAACUACUCACUGAUAGCCAAACCUGAUCCUUUCUCACCUAAUGGAGGACAUCACCUAGGACCUCACCCACUGAUGCAGGCAAAUCCUUGGGAAACUCAUGUCUUGGGAGCUCCAGUAAUUGAAGAAUUGAUGCCUCCUAUUCCGUUGGAGCCUCCAGCAGAAAGUGCAUGGGAGAGAGGCCUGCGGCAUGCAAAAGAGAUGUUGAAAAAAGCCACCAUCAGAAAGGAACAGGAGCCAGACUUUGAGGAGAAGCGAUUCAAUGUCACCAUUGGAGAUGAUGAUUUUGACAAAGAAAAUGAUUUUUAUCGAGACUGGAAUUGUCGUGUUGCAAGAGACAUCAGAGAGCCAGGACCUGAUCCCUAUGCAACUCCCUACUAUGAGCAUGAGGCUGAGCGAUAUUGGCGUGGUGGACAAUAUGAAAACUUCAGGGUGCAGUGGACCGAAGCGGAUUAUCACUACAGGGAAAGAGAGAGAGAAAGGGAGAGAGAAAGAGAUCGCGAAAGGGAGCGAGACAGACACCGAGAGCAGCGCGAGAGGGAAAGAGAAAGAGAAAGAGAACGAGGAAACAGGAUACGGGAACGAGAGCGGGACAGGGAGCGUGAACGUGACAAAGAACGGCAGCGAAGAAAAGAAGAGUGGGAGCGAGAACGAGCGAAGCGAGAAGAGAAAGAGAGAGCACAAAAGGACAGAGAGCGAGAGAAAGAGAAACCAAAGCAGAGAUCCCCACCUCCAACAAGCCGACAAGCAGAAACACCCAAGAAAGAAGCUCUUCCACUGACAACAGUGAAACGGGCAGACGAAUGGAAAGAUCCCUGGCGCCGAUCCAAGUCACCCAAAAAAAGGCCAGUUUCAACAGCAUCGCCAGGACGUGGACGCAAGCGAAGAAGAACAUCUGGUUCAUCCGUUUCAGUGUCUGGCUCGUCAAGGUCUUCAUCUCGUUCUUCUUCAUAUUCAGGAUCUGGGUCAUCCAGGUCGCAAUCAAGAUCACAUUCGAGAUCAUCUUCUUACAGCUCGUAUUCCAGCCAUUCCUCCAGGCAUAGCUCAUACUCUGGCAGCAGAUCAAGGUCACAAUCAUUCUCGUCUUCACCUUCCCCAACUCCAUCUCCAACGCGGGCAAAAGAUGCCACAGUAGCAAAGACUAAAGGAGGAAUAGGAGGUGCUGCAGGAGGAGUUGAUGCUCCAGCCCCCACUGGAAAAAGUGAUAAAACUGUGAAGAAACUGCCGUCGCCACAGCCUUCAGGUCCGUCUGCAGGAGCAAAGGUUACAAAGGCUGGUGCAGAGGGUGCGAAACCUGCCGAGAACAGAGAGGGAAGGAAGAAGGAGCGGGUGCCCCGCACACCUCCCCGGAGGCAGACUGCAAGUGGGAGUGGUAGUGAUAGUGGCAGUAGUUACAGUGGGUCAAGUUCACGUUCACCAUCACAUUCUCGCUCCGUGUCUCGGUCUACGUCAGCAUCUGGCUCUCGAUCCGCAUCAGGUUCCCACCGAUCCAGAUCUCUCAGCGUGAGCAGUGUGUCUUCCGUGUCCAGUGCAUCGUCAAGCAGUAGCUCUAUCAGAAGUGCAGACUCUGAGAACAUGUAUGCAGAUCUAGCCAGUCCCGUGUCCUCUGCAAGCUCCAGAUCACAGGCUCCUCCUCAGCAGCAGAAGCAAAAGGAAAAAGUGAAACCCAAGAAGGAGGAGACACCAAGGGAGAAGGAACGUGAAGAGAGGCGAAAACGUGAGAUUCCACCACAGCCACAGAAAACUUCUGCACCAAAACCAGCCCAGAUCAGCAAACCCUCACAACUUGUCUACAGCGCACACAAAGAUAUCAAGCUGACCCUGCUAAACAAGCCUGCUGACAAAGGCACUCGCAAACGGUACGAACCUUCCGAAAAAGAGAGGCCGUCUUCGCCACCUUCCAAACGGGUGGCCAUGUCUCCCGAAAGAGGGCAUCGUGAGCGGAAGCCAUUUGGGAGGCCACCAUCACCAAAGGGGGAUCGUCAGAGCACCCGAGUGCCACCGAUGGUGAGAUCAUCUCCUGCCCAAGCAGACAGAAAACGGGCUCCAUCGCCACAGUCGAAGGUCUCAAGCAAGGUGACAAGUGUAUCCUCAAGCUCCAAGUCUCACGAGGCAGCAGGCUCUGGCAGCAGUGUAGCUUCUGCAAAGGCCAGUAAAUCCAACACAUUAUCCCGCAGAGAGGAACUGCUGAAGCAGCUGAAAGCUGUCGAAGAUGCCAUCGCCCGAAAGCGAGCAAAGAUCCCCGGCAAGGUCCAGUAGUUGUCACCCACCCAAAGCAGGACUGUGGGUCCUUCGGUUAGACAGCUGUCAGUAUUUUCAGUGAUCAAAUCUGUGAUUAUUUCAGGAAGCAGCCACGUUUUGGGAUUUCCUCGAGUACCCCUCACUGCCACCUUCCCAAACCUUCUGCUGUGCCAGUGGGAGGUGUUAGCUGCAGAUGUGACAUCAUUCUGUUCCUCCUCAAACUGGAAGAUGCUGCCGACUGUGAACCCAGUCACGAAUUUAACACAAACUGAUGUUGCAGUGGCACUCUGCUCGACGUGAGCACUCAGUGACUUGUGGAACCUGACCCUAGAAAAGCCACGCCUUUUACACGUUAGCAAUUCUUUGUGUGUGUGUGUGUGUGUGUGUGUGUGUGUGGUGUCUUGAAGGACUUCCUCACAGUUACAUACUGUUUCCAGAGAGCAGGUGAAUGUGCUGUCAAACGCUGCUUUCUCUUUCUUGAACCACAAACUCCCUCCCACAUCAACACAUCCACUUUUUUGGCUACACUUGUUCUUCUGGCUUCCCAAAUAAAUAUUCAUUCUUUUAUUUUACACCUUUUAUUUUUAAUGUCAUACACAGACCUUAUGGUUAUGUUGAAUGUGCAGAUUGAAAUCUUGGACCUCUUUCAAAGGAUCAUUUGGCUAACACACACCGCUGAUGGGUUGUGGUGAAGCAGGUUCUUAUGUGCUUGAAACAUCUGACGUUUUGAGGACAGAUUGUUUGCAUUGAACGGGCAGAUAAAUGUUCAGGAUUGAUUUUUUUUACAUGACUUUAAUAAAGGAUUUACUAGCUGUAAAGAAUCGGAACGAUUGUGAUGAGAAAAUCAGCCUUAAAACUCCAGAGUGCAGUCCGUCAACACUUGCACUUUGAGAGAUGUACCGCACAGCUGCUCAGAGAUGCAGGUUUCACUUACUGCGGUGAAGCACAAGGAGACAUGACACAUUGCAUCAGUCCCAGGGACAGCAGAUAUACCUCCUCAGCCAAUAUCUCAAGUUCAACCUCUUGCCCUUGUUGCCAGUUGUUCUGAAAUAUGGGACAUUCCUCAGGCUGUCUUGAUCUCAGCCUCACCCCUCCCAUCUUCCCCUAUCUCCCCUUCUUCUCCCUCUCCCAUCCUCUCUAUCCCCCAUCUCUCUUCCCCCCGCCCCCCCCACCACGAUCUCCUUCUCCUAAAGCUUCUGACUCUAGAGUCUCCUUACUGUGGGGUUCAAUGCCUCAGUCAGUACUCAGUGACCAUCUUUCUUCUGUCCAGCUGAAACCUUCCAUGUUGGUCUCCAGACAGACAGUUCUAUUAAUGUACAUCAUUCCAUCACCUUUCUGUUGUGUCCUAAUUGCAGACCUCACCUGCUAUUUAUUGUGAAAUGUUUCACCUCAUCAAGAGAAAAACUGAGUUUUAUGUGUGGCUGUUUACUAAUGGGUACUUUUCUCAGUCUUCAGACCACAAAUCACCUCUCUGUCCUCCCAUGAGAAAAUAUUCAUUUAAAAUUCUUAUAAUUUUUAACAUUCCCCCACCACCUUUCCUCUUUUUCUAUUCCCCACGCUGACCUCACCUGCCCAUCACCAACCCCUAGUGCCCCUUCUUCUCCCCUUUCUCCAUAGUCCACUCUCCUAUCAGAUUCCUUCUUCUCUAGCUGUUUACCUCUUCCACCCUCCUGACUGCACCUAUCACCUUCUAGCCUGUCCUCCCCAUCCCUGCACCUUCUUAUUCUGGCAUCUUCCCCUCCCUUUCCAGUCCUGAUGAAGGGUCUUGGCCUGAAACAUUGACCUGCUGAGUUCCUCCAACAUUAUGUGGAUAUAUUCCGAAGCGUAUUGUUGCUGGAGAAAACGACAGAACAUAAUCACGAUUAAUCAAUUGUAGACUGGAAUCCUGCCCCGUUACCGAGGAACAUGGAAUGGACAGGCUGAAGAGAGUUUCUGGGAAUUUUAAGCCAAACCACUUUGCAAUGUGACAGUUCACCACUGUCUUUGUAUCUUUAACAAAGGAGUGACCUCAAUAAAUGUUAUCCCAUAUGCAUUUCUGGGUUUUUCAGGCUUAAAACCAUCUUCAGUCAUAAUUAUACGGAACACAGUACAAGA
Mobula hypostoma (lesser devil ray) is the source of this 5462-nucleotide messenger RNA. RefSeq names its product zinc finger CCCH-type containing 18 (gene zc3h18). Bases 288 to 3386 code for a protein of 1032 amino acids. Gene Ontology annotation, molecular function: metal ion binding; RNA binding. NCBI's taxonomy places the organism in Eukaryota, Metazoa, Chordata, Chondrichthyes, Myliobatiformes, Myliobatidae. The transcript is spliced from 20 exons. The record is from RefSeq and is a predicted model, not a curated record. Gene Ontology annotation, cellular component: precatalytic spliceosome.